AUGGUCCGCUUGUUCAUAUCUAUCUAUCUAUCUAUCUAUCUAUCUAUCUAUCUAUUUCAGUCUGUUCAUAUCUAUCUAUUUUUCUAUCUAUUUUCACAUCUAUCUAUCUAUCUAUCUAUCUAUCUAUCUAUCUAUCUAUCUAUCUAUUUCAGCCUGUUCAUUAUAUAUAUAUCUAUCUUUUUUAUUAUUAUCUAUCUAUCUAUCUAUAUCUAUCUAUCUAUCUAUCUAUAUCUAUCUAUCUAUCUAUCUAUCUCAGUCUGUUCAUUUAUCUAUCUAUCUAUUUCAGUCUUUUUAUCUAUCUAUCUAUCUAUCUAUCUAUCUAUCUAUCUAUCUAUCUAUCAUAUAUUUCAGUCUGUUCAUUAUCUAUUUAUCUAUCAUAUUAUCUAUCUAUCUAUCUAUCUAUCUAUCUAUCUAUCUAUCUAUCUUUCAGUCUUUUCAUAUCAUUAUAUCUAUCUAUCUAUUUAUCUAUUCAUUAUCUAUCUAUCUAUUUCAGUCUGUUCAUUAUCUAUCUAUCUAUCUAUUAAGUCUUUUCAUAUCUAUCUAUCUAUCUAUCUAUCUAUCUAUCUAUUUCAGUCUGUUCAUUAUCUAUCUAUCUAUCUAUCUAUCUAUCUAUCUAUCUAUUUCAGUCUUUGUUCGUAUCUAUUUCAAUCUGUUCAUCUAUCUAUCUAUCUAUCUAUCUAUCUAUCUAUCUAUCUAUCUAUCUAUCUAUCUCAGCUGGUCACAUACAUGUUUUCUCUCGUUAAUCUUGUAAAUUCUUCAUUCUGUUUUUCUUCUGACCGCUUUUUUUUAGUCUCCAUUUCAGUUUUUCAGUAUUUCGAUCGUCCUUUUCUCCUAUUAUCAUUGCCUUCUUUCUUUCUUUCUUUCUUUCUUUCUUUCUUUCUUUCUUUCUUUCUAACCAGGACUGUUCACAUCUAUCUAUUUCAGUCUAUUCAUAUCUAUCUAUCUAUCUAUCUAUCUAUCUAUCUAUCUAUCUAUCUAUCUCAGUUUGCACAUAUCUAUCUAUCUAUCUCAAUCUGUUCAUAUUUAUCUAUCUCUCGGUCUGUCUAUUCAUAUCUAUCUAUCUAUCUAUCUCACUUUGUUCAUAUCUAUCUAUCUCAGAGUCAGUCUAUUCAUAUCUAUCUAUCUAUCUAUCUAUCUAUCUAUCUAUCUAUCUAUCUCAGUUUGUUCAUUUCUAUCUAUCUAUCUAUCUAUCUAUCUAUCUAUCUAUCUAUCUAUCUAUGUAUCUCAGUUUGUUCAUAUCUAUCUAUCUAUCUAUCUAUCUAUCUAUCUAUCUAUCUCAGUUUGUUCAUAUCUAUCUAUCUCUCGGUCUGUCUAUUCAUAUCUAUCUAUCUAUCUAUCUAUCUAUCUAUCUAUCUAUCUCAGUUUGUUCAUAUCUAUCUAUCUAUCUAUCUAUCUAUCUAUCUAUCUAUCUAUUCAUUUUAUUUCUAUUCGUAUAUUCCAUCCCUCACUCACUUUUGUGUCUCCCUCUCUCUUUGUCUCGCCCGAUCUAUCUAUCUAUCUAUCUAUCUAUCUAUCUAUCUAUCUAUCUAUCUAUCUAUCUAUCUAUCUCAGUCUGUUUCUAACUGUCUAUCUAUCUAUUUCAUGUUGUUCCUGUUUACUAACAUUUACCGACAUAUCCAAGUAUAUUCCUCCAUCUUUUUAGACGUUCUUUGA
This is a messenger RNA of Acanthosepion pharaonis, 1653 nucleotides long. NCBI's taxonomy places the organism in Eukaryota, Metazoa, Mollusca, Cephalopoda, Sepiida, Sepiidae. The record is from the annotation of a GenBank genome assembly.